Messenger RNA from Danio rerio (zebrafish), 7224 nucleotides. Lineage: Eukaryota; Metazoa; Chordata; Actinopteri; Cypriniformes; Danionidae. The record is from RefSeq and is a predicted model, not a curated record.
CUUAAUGAAAUUAAAUAGACACAUCAGUUUUUAUUUUCAUAUUUUCGUAUAAAUUAUAAUACGCUAUAACAAUGUGUAGCCUAUUUGAGUUUAUUUCAUGCGUGCUGAUGUGCUAAAGUGAUCCUUUUACAUCCACCCACCUGUGCUUACGUUUGUUUCUGGUUUCUACCGCUGUCACCGCGCAGGUGUUCAUUACUGUGACAGAGAUGCUGACAGUCAACACGACGUGUUAAUAUUUCAGCACUUUCAGUGGUGUCUCCGCUCCCAAAUCCGUUCCGUGUGUUUCAUGGCCUGUGUUUCGCACCUAUUUUCUGCUGCCGUUUAAUUAGGCGACUGAUGCGGGAUUAAGUUGCAGUGACAGGCAGCCGUGAAAGAGCAGACGGCUGAAAUCCAGGAAUCUCUACACACACAGGAGAAGGCUACCUUACAGAGCAAAGUUUCGCGCAUUAGUAUGUUAGAUUUUUGACAGAAAUGAAGUCUCAACCGACAGUGGUCAUGCUUUUGUUAAACUAAAAACCCACCACAGCGACAUCUGGAUACUUGUAAAAAUGCACCACGGAGGAAUAUUAAUUUUGCUCACGUUUAGCAUCAUAAUAGGGAUUACAUGUAGUGACUCCAGAAAAUCGCACAAGAUGAGCUCCAGCAGUGAGAAUGAGUUUGAGAAGAACAUGAAAGUCCUGAUAGAGAACAUCAGAUCUCUGUCUAAAGAAGAAAUGGGUGGAAAGACCCCACCAAACCUUCAUCAGACCAUGAGGAGAAUGGCAGCCCCCAGUGAAAGAAUCGCAAUUGACAGUACAAACAUAAAUACAUACCUAACAGUAUUCAACAGUUUAUUCACUGUAUACCAGCCAAUGCUGAUUGACAGCUUUAUUGAAACUCUCCCUCAGGCUUUAAUUUGCAUUUUGGCAGACAGACAGGGCUGUGGAUGGCAAGCAGAUUUAACAAGUACUGUUUCGUCUGCACUGAAUGAACAGUUUGUUUCUGUGAUCUCCUCUGUUAAAGCUCAAGCUUGCACUGCAACAUCUAGUCUGAGAACGCAGGAUUCCACCACAGCUCAGUUAAACUCUCUCCAGGAGACGCUGAUGAAUGUUUUGUCCUCAGACCUCCCACUUCAACUGCUGUCAGACAGCUUUUUAGCCUUUUGGAAUAGUUUCAUGGACAUGGCAGUUCCACCUGCGAUGUCUCUAAUGUCUGAUUUCCUCUUGAAAGCACUUCAGACCCCAGUGGAUUUUUUAAACCUUGGAUUACAGAUUGGCAUUAAGAUCCCUAACUUAGACCAGAGUUCAACAUGUCAACAAGGUGAUCUCAAACAGCUUAUAAUGUGGGGUAUGAAUCAUAACGUGAGUUGGUCUUUUGGACAGUCACUUCUGGAUUUGUUUUUGGCUCCUGCAUAUCCUUCUUGCAGUUUCACAAGUCUUGAAUGCCAAGCGACAAGCAGCAUCCAGUAUAUUCGUACUGGCACAACCUUAGUGGACAUUUCGACUUCUAGUCUCACUUGUGAUCAACAAAACUUCAACCAGCUCAAUGAAACCCUUUGUGCAUCAGUUUUAUUGACAGCAUCUCAGGAAUCAAACACCCUUUAUCAGAUGUGUCAAGUGCUGAGCACGUUGUCUCGAACAGAAGUGGCCAAUGUCUGGAGGAACAUGUGUCGCAUGGUCCAGAACAUCACCUUACCUCUCAUGGAGUCCUGCAGCGAUCCUGCCACUGUAAAGUUAAGUCGUAGUGCACGGUCCACUCUGAGCCUCAACGAACUCCUCUGUGACUAUAAGAAUUGGACUGUGACUGGUUCUGUGGACCCUGCUCUGGUCACAAUGUGCAGUGAAAACGAUCGUGAGACAUUCAUCCUAUCUGUGUGUAACAGUGCUGAAACCAUGCAAGUGCUGAUCAGACAGCCCAGCAAUGCCUGGGUGUGGGAAUUCUGUGCAAACAUAUCCGACAUAUACAUUGUGAGCCUGUAUUGUUCAUAUGACAGGUGGACUGUUGAAAACCUUGACCCGUCGAUUGUGACGUACUGUUGGUAUAAUGACAUGGACAGAUUUGAAGUGUUAUUAUGCGACAGUGUAGCCUUUUUUAUGGUUGUGUUUUCCAAUGAAGAAAACAGCUGGCUGAAGCCCAAUUGCUCUCAACAUGUUCCUGAUCAAAUCGACACCAACGCCCUUGUGGCUCAGUAUUGUAAAUACUCGGAAUGGAAAAACAUUCGAGCUGUCACCUCUGAACAGAUCGCUCUGUGUAUCCAAAAUGAUGAGAUUCGAUUUGUUAACGUUGUGUGUGUUAACCAAACAUUCGUCACUGUACUUGGGAUGAGCAUUGAUACUGCUUGGGUGCACCAAUAUUGUACUUACUCUUUCAACAACCCCCCCACGUCUACACCGACAGUGAAUACUGAAAUGAGGUGUGACUAUAACAAUUGGAUGAACAUGUCUGUGGAUCCGACAGUAGUCACUCUGUGCUGGCAGAACGACCAGAUCGGCUUCCAUAAGAACAUCUGCUGCAAUGUCCGCCUAUAUGAGAAGUUGUUUCUACAUCCUGAAAACCAAUGGCUGAUUAGAGUGUGCUCUGAUAAUAACACUGCGAAUGUGUUGUUGCAGGUUUGCACCUAUUCAGACUGGAGCCAGCCUACUAUUGUAGACAUGACUGACCUUGCUUUCUGCGCUGAUUAUGACACUGAAAACUUCACUCGGAAUGUAUGUGUCAAUGCUACAGUUCUGCAGAAUUUGCUGGCCAAUUUAGACAACACCUGGUUGUUGGAACAAUGCUCAAACUUGACCUCAUCUUACCCAGGUAUUGUACCUGGGAAAGAGGGGGGACUCAUAGGCUUCCGACCAGCUGAGCAAUGUCAGUACUCCAGUUGGGAUUUGGUGCUCCCGGACCCUGCUCUCCUCGCUCUUUGCUGGGACUAUGACCAAGUCAACUUUGUCUUUUCUGUCUGCUCUGACUCUUCCUUGCUCUCCCACAUCACUCAAGAGCCCUCCAACCUGUGGGUCGGCACUCUCUGUGUCACAUACACACCUCCGCCUGUCUCCAGUGGAAAUGGGAGCAAUGCCACAACUCCCCAGUCUUGUCCAAUAAGGGACUUGGCUAAGAAGCUAAACUGGACAUGCAGCAUAGACUUCAGUGUUGUCUGCCAACCAGGUGCCAGUCAAGCACAGGGUCUUCGGAUGUUGUUGCGCUGCGGGAUAGAAAUGAUCCAACCUCGCUUGGAGAAACUGAUGACUACAGAAGUGACAGAAGUGAUCAGGCAGGCCACCAGCCUGUGGGUUGUCCUGUUGUUGGCUCUUGAAGAAAGCCAGAUGACCUCUCUGAGUGUAUCGGAGAACAUUCGGCUGAGUGUGCUGGAGUCAGUUGUGAUCUACAUGGAGAAGGAGACCAAUUUUAACAACAGGCGUGUUGUUUUGCAGUGUUUUGGGAAAGUUUUGACCAGUCUGAUGCAAACAGGACGAGACGUGCUUACUAACUUUUUCCUGAUUAAGGAGUAUUUCCGAAUUCCUUUGCCUUAUCUGAGAUCAGUGCUCAGUGCAGCGGACAUAAUGAUUGUAAAGGAGAUUCUACAAUACUAUAAUAGGAACUACGCCACUCUACAGCUGUCAGAUGAUUACUUGCGAAUCAUGGUGUCCGUGCUUUUCCAAGUUCAACUGCCCAAGGAUUUUAGCUUGUUCUCAGAUAUGGGUAUUUUGUUGACUCUGGCUACACCUUCAGACAUCAUGUCAAUGCCUCCACUACAAAACAAUAUCAACGCGUUAAACAUGAUCAACUUAAACAUCAAAAACCUUUCCUUGGAGCAGCAGCAAGCAUUUGGUCGAUGGUUCAGUCAGUCCAUAGGCUUGCUUAACAUGACAGCCAGCAGCUUAUCCUACAUCAGAGACACUGGUAACCUGAUCGCCUACCUGCCCUUCCAGAGCUUCCAGCACCUCUCACCUGCUCAGCUGCUGGAUGGAUUUGAUGUCUUAAUGAAUAACACGUUGGAUCUCCUGAAAGAGCAGUUCAUAGUUCAGAGUCUCACUGGAGCCUUCAGUAAUCUCACAGUCAACCAGUGGAAAAUGUUAGGAAAUCUGUCCUGUCUGGCUCAUCCCAGUGAUCUGAUGUUGUACGCAGGAACGGACGUAUUCUCAGUGAUCCAGGACAACAUUAGGACAUGUGCAGUCCAGGGAAUUGGUGUUCCUAGCACUAUGAUAUCCAGCUUGGUCUUUAAAGCAUCUGAUCUGCAGUCUCCCUCCAGUCUCACUCCUCAGAGGAUCUCUCAGCUCGCUCCGUUUCUGCCGCUGCUGGGCUCCAGCUUCCUGCAACAGCUCAGCUCAGCCCAGCUCAUCCCUGUCCUCAGCACACUGACCACUGUGCCUUUCACCCCAGACCAGGCAAGUGUUAUCCUGGAGAAGAUCUCAACUAAUUUGAGUCUGGCUCUGCCUGGCUCUGGGCUGCUGUCUCAGCUUGGCUCUCUAGUGAGUGGAGUAAAGGUGGAGACUCUGUGGACUUUACGAUCUGAUGUUCUGCUGGAAGCGUUACCUGCUAUGAGUCUUCAGACACCUGGACUCACCCCUCCACAGGUCAAUGCCAUCAUCUCCACUCUCUGGGGUUCUAGUUCAGUGUCCCUGUGGAUGGAUAAAGUCCAGCCUUUGUUGUCUAGCACUCCACUCCUCAGUGUGAUUCCCCAAGUCCCUCUACUGCUGAUCAGAGACACUGCUGUACACACUCGCCUCUGGAACACACAGCAGGCUAAAGUUCUCUUCAAAGAGGCUAUCCACUCUCAUCCAAGUCUCUCACUAAAUGAUUUUCUAUCUUUGGGCACAGUGGCUACAGGAGUGACAUGUGUUGAACUUAAAAAAAUGUUUGAAAGCCUGGCUUCUCUGUCUCCACUACGGGACAUUCUAUCAUUUCUCAGAGAGCAGCCUGUGCCACUCCACCCCUCACUUACACAGUGUAUAAAUGAGGAACUCUACAACUUUAACUUCUUCUCAGAUUUGCUUGGAGAUUUGGGACCUCAGAUUGCUCUGUCACUUCCGCUGUCCACCAUUAAGAAGUUUCCACCAGAUAAAAUGGAUUCCCUCAGGAGAAUGAUAGUGGAAGACCCACAUUACUUCCUAUUGCUUCCAAGCACCAAACAAGCUGCACUUGUGGACAAGAUGGUUCAAAGACUGGAUAUGUACAGCGGAACAUACACAUUACAGGAGUUUCAUUCAUUAGGUGUCAUGGCUACGUUUGUGGCUGAUGAAAUGUUUUGGCAACUGGACAGGAGCUUCUUUGUCGAUAAUCUGGAGUUCCUGCGAGGAUUCUGCUACAGUUCCAAUAAAAGAGACCUAGUGGCAAAAAUGCUACAGGAACCAAAGACAUUUGGCGCUGUGCAAAACUGGACUUCAGAGACACUGAACCAAGUGGACCGCUUCUUGUUCUUUCUUCCAAAGGAGAUUAUUCAACUCAUCCCUUUAGGUUUGAUGAGUUUAGAGCGCAUUGAGAGGCUGUUCCUGAGUCAGCAAGAGUGGGAGAGCGGACAGCUCGGCUCUCUGUGUCAGUCACCUAAUGAGCUGUUUGACAAGCAGCAGUUUGUGCUUCAGUUUUUCCUCGGCUUCCUCAAAGUGGGACGCGCCACUUACAUUGGGCUGACCCCUACUUGUGAGAGCCUUCGUGUGACACAGCCUGCAGCCUGGACUAUCGACAGUCUUAAAAACAUGCCAUCAAGUGCGUUUCGGAGGUGCUUGCAGCUCAUUGGAGAAGAUCCAUUUUUCAGUCAAUACGAGCUUUCUGUGCUCCUAACAAAGACUAAAGAGGUUUAUGGUAUUCCCUCCAGUUAUAACUCUUCUGUGAUCGCUCAGUUGGGUCGUAUUGCCACUCAGCUCUCACUUAAUGAGCUGGCUUCUCUUAAACUGUCUGAAAUUGAGUCAAUCGCAGCCAUGGGAGCUGUCAACAUGUGGAACAGCAGACAGUUGAAAACGCUGUUCUCCACAGUGCUGAACUCAUCCAGAAAGAACCCUAGCCAGUUAGACUCCAGCACUUUUGUUGCUUUGGGACACAUUGUGUGUGGGAUUGAUGCAUCAGUCAUGCGCAGUUUGAAUCCAGUGGAGUUCAGUAAGGCAGUUUUGUGGCUGGGCCGUUUGCGUUUGUCCUGCUCUGAGGAGCAGCUGCAGACAUUAAUAGGACUGCUCAGCAACAGCUUGUCUUUUGGACUGAUCAGCUCCUGGGGAUCAGAGAUCUUCAUUGAAAUAGGAGCCAUUGCAGCGGGGUUGCCUGAUAUAGCCAUGUCUGCUUUGGUGAAGGAACAAAUAGAGGGAAUCACCCCACUUGCCAUCUCUCUCAUCCCAGCGGGCAAAUUUGCAGUGGUGUUUAACCAGGCACAGAUUCGCAUGUUCACCUAUGAGCAGGCCAUUGCUGUAACUGAUGCCCAGCGCUCUGCUCUGUCUUCAGUACAGCAGACGGCCCUGUACAUGGUGCUCAAUCCCUGGGAGGACAAACCUAUUGAUUUCAGAGGCAGGUCUCUGGGAGUCGCAGUUUACCCCUGUCAUAUUUUCUACCUCUUCAGCAUCCUGAUAACGUUGCUGUCGCUUCCUCCUGUUAUGGGAUGAGUUUGAAUCUGUCACUUCUGAUUCGCUGCUAUACUGAACUGAACACUCCUUUCCAAAUAUGUGCAAUAUGGUGUAACUUCAAUACUGUAAAUAUGUAUUCAGCCUUUUUAAAUUGCUGAAUUGGGUUUCAGAAAUGUUCUGUGAAAUUGCAUCAGAGAUAUUUGAUAAGUACAUUGUAAUAUUAACAAUCACUCAUAGAAAUAUUUCUUUAAGGAAUUUCUACAGCAUUUUUGGUCAUGAUAAAGAGCUUUUGUUUAUUUUUAGUUUGGAAAAUAAUGUAUCAACAUUUAUGUCUGUAUUUUGGUUUGACUUUUGUGCUUUACAUUUAUCUUUGUGUCCAGUUUUAUUUAUAAUAUUUAUUAAUUUAUGCAUGUAUUUUUAACUGCUUUAAGAAGAGCCUUCAUGCAAUGACACAUCUAAAUUGGUGGUAUUAACUUAAAAAGUAAACCCUGAUCGUGAAAUUUCUUUGUUCUUUCAUUUGUAAAGUCAUUCUUGUGUUCAUUCUCCCUAUUUAUGUAAUUUGAAGUUUAGUGUUCUUGUAUUUUUGUGCAUCAACUAAUACAUGUAUUAUUUAGCAAAGUGUUAGACCCCUAAUGAAAAUUAACCAUGGUUUUAUUUUAGUAAAAGUGUUGUUUUGUUGUUUGUUUGUUCUUUAAACUCCAUGGUUAAAUUA